Molecule: messenger RNA, 1098 nt
Organism: Fonsecaea nubica
Lineage: Eukaryota; Fungi; Ascomycota; Eurotiomycetes; Chaetothyriales; Herpotrichiellaceae
Exons: 4
Coding region: 1-1098 (365 amino acids)
Molecular function (GO): agmatinase activity; metal ion binding
Source: RefSeq, a predicted model, not a curated record
AUGCGCAGUACCUUUUUGUACAGCGUUGCAGCACUGACUGCCUGUUCCUCUGCUCUGGCCGUUCCCACCACCGGCAAUAGUCGACAAACGAGCCUGCGAAAGCCGGCCGACGACGACAACUAUGACCUCGAGCCGUCGGCAAACUUUGCGUUCUCGGGCAUCACCACGUUUGCCAAACUCCCCUCCGUGCAGUGCUUGACGGAGACGGGACCGGUGGACGACAUUCUGAUCCUAGGAUUUCCCUUCGACACGGCCACGUCGUACCGGACCGGCACGCGUCUAGGGCCCAAUGCCGUGCGUCAGGGCUCUCGAGCAGCCUCUCUAGCUGGCCACUACAACUACCGCCAGUCAAUCAACCCGUACAAGCACAACAUCUCGGUCGUCGACUGUGGGGAUUUGCCCAUUUCGCCGUUCGACAACGGUCUCGCGUUCGCCCAGAUGGAGGAGUGGCACCACCCCCAAAUCGUCGCUCUGGGCGGCGACCACAGCAUCUCCCUCCCGAUCCUGCGCGCGUUGAACACCGUCCACGGCAAAGUCUCGGCCGUCCACAUCGAUGCGCACAUCGACACGUGGUCGCCUAAGGUGUUUGCGGGCGCCAAAGCCGGGAGCAAGCAGGCCCAGUUCGCCGACGGCACGCCGUACUACUGGGCGGGGAUGGAGGGGUUGCUGGGCGCGAGGAACGUGCACGCGGGGAUCCGCUCGUCGCUGGAUUCCGAGAAGGACAUGGAGCUCGACGAGGAGGUCGGCUUCGUCACCAUCCCCGCUGCGGACAUGCUGAAGCGCGACGGCGUGUGGGGCGUCAUCGACCAGAUCCGCGCCGUCGUCGGCACUUCUGGAGAGCCCGUCUACGUCUCCCUCGACGUCGACUGUCUCGACCCGGCCUUCGUGCCUGGCACCGCCGGCCCGGCCUCGGGCGGCUGGACGCCCCGCGAAAUCAUCCAGAUCAUCAUCGACGCGCUCGACGGGCUGAACAUUGUGGGCGUCGACGUCGUUGAGGUUCUGCCCUCGUUGGACCAGGCCGAGAUCACGGGCAUCGUCGCCGCGGAGUUUACUAUCGAGCUUAUUACCCGGUUGGUUAGGAACAGACUCGGUCUAUGA